This is a messenger RNA of Colletotrichum spaethianum, 690 nucleotides long. Its product is annotated as protein SERAC1. NCBI's taxonomy places the organism in Eukaryota, Fungi, Ascomycota, Sordariomycetes, Glomerellales, Glomerellaceae. Bases 1 to 690 code for a protein of 229 amino acids. The record is from RefSeq and is a predicted model, not a curated record. The transcript has 3 exons.
AUGACUACUCUUUUCCUCUCCAGCCGUAACCUUACCCCUAUUGAUAUAAAGUCGUUCCAUGCAGGCUCCCUCCCCCUGCAUUUACGAUUCUUACUUCGAGCGAGCGACAACUAUAGUAAAGGCGUCUUUUGGCCUGCCGAUCUACUACCCCAGUCCCUGGGAAAGACCCGCGCCAACAUUCUGGUCUAUGGCUACAACGCAGACGUCUAUACAACCGGCAGAAGCCAUAAAAGUGCCAGCGAUAACUUCAUCUCCCAGCAUGCUCAGACUCUGGUCACCAACCUCACCCUAUACCGCAAGAGUGAGCGAACGUCCAACAAUCCCAUCAUCUUCGUUGCACACAGUCUAGGCGGUCUACUUGUCAAGCGGGCUCUGCUUUACUCCAACGAUGUCAGAGACAGGAACCAAGAAGACGCCAGAUCCAUCUUCAUCUCAACCUAUGGCAUCAUCUUUCUAGGUACUCCCCAUACCGGUUCGGACAUGGUAACAUGGGGGCUCGUCUUGCAGAGAAUGGCAGACGCCAUAGCGCCCAGAAAAGUCUUUGAAAGCGAGUCCGUCCUUCUCAAGACCCUGAAAAAAGAUAACGAGACCCUGGAAAUCAUCAACAAUCACUUCCUCGACAUCUACCAGCGUUUUCAGAUUCACAUGGCCCACGAAAACCACAAGACGGAUGUCAAAGGCACAAAGUGA